Nicrophorus vespilloides is the source of this 1300-nucleotide messenger RNA. Its product is annotated as pituitary homeobox homolog Ptx1-like. The record is from RefSeq and is a predicted model, not a curated record. Gene Ontology annotation, molecular function: RNA polymerase II cis-regulatory region sequence-specific DNA binding; DNA-binding transcription factor activity, RNA polymerase II-specific. Gene Ontology annotation, cellular component: nucleus. Gene Ontology annotation, biological process: anatomical structure morphogenesis; regulation of transcription by RNA polymerase II. The transcript has a single exon. The annotation marks the transcript as partial. Lineage: Eukaryota; Metazoa; Arthropoda; Insecta; Coleoptera; Silphidae.
UAACCUCAAUCUUUACUAAUGUUACUGUUAUUUGUUUUUGUCUGCAGGUUUGGUUCAAGAAUCGUAGGGCCAAGUGGAGGAAGCGCGAGAGGAACGCGAUGAACGCUAUGAACGCGGCUGCCGACUUCAAGACAGGCUUCGGGACGCAGUUCAACGGGUUGAUGCCCACCUUCGGAGAUACGGAUUCACUGUACUCCUCUUACUCGUACAACAAUUGGGCGACGAAGGUGCCCAGCCCUUUGAGCACGAAGCCCUUUUGGCCGGUAGUACCGACCAACCAUCAUCAAUCGCCGGUGAAUUGCUUCAACGCUGCCACCUCCGUGGCUACAAUGUCCGGAGCUGCUGGAUCCAUGCUUCCUGGUGGAAUGGGCAGCGGUCUGACGACGACGCAAGCCGCCGUCGCAGCCCAACCAUGCCCAUACACGACACCCGCCAACCCUUACACCAUGUACCACCAUCGCACCUCCGCCGAACCAUGCACGGCGAUGACCUCCAGCAUCGCCUCUCUGAGGCUCAAGGCCAAGCAACACACCGGCUUCGUAGGGUACUCAUCGGCCGUAAGCCCUGUACGUUCCGGAUCCGCCGGCCUCAGUGCUUGUCAAUACGCAGGAAGCACCAUCGGCGUCGGCGAAAGACCCGGCUGAGAACACGAGCAGCCCUGCAGCGGGCACCAGUGCAAAACCGAAGACCAAGACGAUUAGAACAAUCCCUAAAACAACAACAACAACCAUAAAAAACCAAACUCAAACAACACUUGAUUCCUGUUCAAUCAAGACCCAAAACAACAACCAAAAACGAUUAAGACGUAACAUAAAUAUCUAAUAUUAAAUAAAUUUCGAGAGCAAUAUAUUUAAAAUUAACGAAAAGAAGAAGCGAAAAAAGAAAAUUGAAGUAAAGUGAAGCUUAGUGUGUGCUCCUCCCUUAAUUUAAAACCACUACAAAAAAAAAUAAAUAAACAUAGUUACCAUAAUUACCAAAAUACAAUUGUUUGUGUCUUAAUUUUUAGUUGCGCAAUAAAUGAGAUUUACGAGAUUCAUGAGAUCCCCAGUACAAAGAGAGCGAACGAAGUGCAAUGUAUUAUAACUAUUAUUAUUAAUUAUUAAUCACGUUUACUUACUAAAACAAGAAACAAUUUUUAAUUAUUACUAUUAUUACAAAAACUAGAAUUAAUAUCAAGAUCAGGGCAAAAACAAAAAAUAACACGACCCAAACCGCGUAAACCUAUUUAUACAAUAUGAUUUAGCCCGAUUUUUAUGUAAAUUUAAAUUAUAUUUUAUUAUCGCUGUAAUAAUAUGAACUA